Messenger RNA from Histoplasma mississippiense, 738 nucleotides. RefSeq lists its product as hypothetical. The transcript has 5 exons. Gene Ontology annotation, biological process: double-strand break repair via homologous recombination; double-strand break repair via single-strand annealing; mitotic recombination. Bases 1 to 738 code for a protein of 245 amino acids. NCBI's taxonomy places the organism in Eukaryota, Fungi, Ascomycota, Eurotiomycetes, Onygenales, Ajellomycetaceae. The record is from RefSeq and is a predicted model, not a curated record. Gene Ontology annotation, cellular component: nucleus.
AUGCCAGCACAAGGUCCGGGGGGCCAGAAGGUGCACUACUUAGCUGCGGAGAAAUGCAUCAAUCUCGCGAAUGAAGUUUUUGGCUUUAAUGGAUGGUCAAGUUCCAUCCAAAAUAUUCAGAUAGAUUUUGAUAUUGGAUACGGGCAUUGUGAAAACUCGAAAUCGAAAGCACUAGCCUUUGAGAAAGCAAAAAAAGAAGGCACAACAGAUGCUUUAAAGCGAGCUCUAAGGACUUUUGGUAACGUUCUUGGGAAUUGUGUCUAUGAUAAGGAGUACUUGAGCAGGGUGACGAAAGUCAAGGCUGCUCCGUCAACAUGGGAUGUUGGGGAUUUACAUCGCGAUACUUCCCGUAAUGUGAAGAAGGGUAAUGCUCCCACGCUCGAUGGUUGUUCCACGCCACAAAACACAGCUAGUACUAGGCUUUCACCUCGGUUGCUUAAUGUGCCGACAGCCCAGGCAGAUGAGUUUCUCCCGUUGGAUCUGGAAGGUGAAUUUGGAACCGGAAAGUUCAUGUGUUGCUGGUAUCCAUUCUGUGGCGCAACCGGAUCUUCCACCCACGCCUGGGGACAGAUUAAAUGGACCUGGCCUCCCUCAAAUUUCUUCAAAUCAUCACCUUCUCGCAAAUCUCAAAACGCCGUCAGCCCAACGACUACAGCCAUUUCCACAAAACAGCUCAACACCUAUCCCUCCCCAACCCCCUUCACACAUCCCAAACUUACCCCCACCUCUCCCGAGUGA